AUGACAAAACUGUUGGCAACUACAGCUCUGUUUGUUGGAUGUGUAUUCGAACUAUUACUGCUUCUCACAGCCGAAGCAGCACCCGUUGUCCAGAGCUCAUCAAUCAGCCUUCCACUACGAAAGAAGACGAGAUUACUAAGUACGCCAGAACGACAUUAUCGUGUUCUGGCCAAGUAUGGCGCGUCAUCAGCAUCAAAUCAAACAAGUGCUCGUGGCAGAGUCCAUUUGAAAAGCGUCAAUGUUGACGUUGAGUACGUUGGCGUUAUCCAAAUCGGCACACCACCUCAAUCGUUUGAGAUGGAUUUCGAUACAGGCAGUUCAGAUAUUUGGGUUCCUAGCAAAGAGUGCGAACGAUGCGGUAACCACCCUUUGUUUUCCGAUUUCAAGUCGUCCACGUUUAAACCUGCCAAUGAAACUUCUUCGUCGAGCAGCAACAGCAAUGACACUACUACUGCUACUACUGGUACAGGAAACGGUACAGACAACAGUGGUAGCGAUGAUGGCACAUGGACUUUGCAAUAUGGCGACGGAUCAGCUGUCCAAGGUAUCAAGGGUUAUGACACUUUGACUGUUGGUAAUUUGACUGCCAAAAAUCAGCUGUUUGGCUUGGCUAGCAAGGUAUCUUCCCAAUUUGCUUCAGAUCCUGAGCUGGAUGGCAUUUUCGGUCUUGGAUUUGCCAAGCUAUCUUUGACGGGAGCCAAAAAAUCGUUUGUCGAGAACCUAAAGGAUCAAGGCGUGAUUAAGGAAGCUGUUGUUUCGUUCCAUUUGGGUGAAUCCGACAAAGGCGGUCAAUUGCUAAUUGGGGGCACCAAUCCCGAUCUGUAUGAGGGAGACUUGACGUUCGUCGAAGUCACCAACGACCGUUAUUGGGAAGUACCUUUUGGCGGUAUCAAGGUUGGCAACCGCACCAUCAUGUCUGGCGGCGGUGGAAUAAGCGUAGGAUCAAACAGCAGCAUGACCGCUAUCAUUGAUACGGGCACCACGUUAAUUGUCGUACCGCCCUCCAUGUCGCGUUCAAUCCAUAUGGCUAUCCCUGGUGCUGAAUACAACAGCACACUCGGUUGGCAAGUGCCUUGUGCUCGAGGUGCCAAACAAGCAAACAACAGUACGAAAACCAAUGACGGUAUCACGGCUCAUCAGGACCAAGAAGAAUUGAUUGCUUUCCGCUUCGGUAACCAAGAGUUCCCUAUUGCAUACAGCAAUCUGAUCCGCGAAAAGGUCAACCCUGGCAAUGAAACUCUAUGCUAUUCCGGUAUCGCAGAAGCUCCAGUCCCAAUGGUUAUCAUGGGCGAUACAUUUUUGCGAAGCUAUUAUUCCGUCUUUGACUUUGAAAAAAAGCGCGUAGGCUUUGCGAAAUCAAAAUAA
This is a messenger RNA of Zychaea mexicana, 1365 nucleotides long. RefSeq names its product aspartic peptidase domain-containing protein. Gene Ontology annotation, biological process: proteolysis. The record is from RefSeq and is a predicted model, not a curated record. NCBI's taxonomy places the organism in Eukaryota, Fungi, Mucoromycota, Mucoromycetes, Mucorales, Lichtheimiaceae. The coding region runs from base 1 to 1365 and encodes 454 amino acids. The transcript has 4 exons. Gene Ontology annotation, molecular function: aspartic-type endopeptidase activity.